Molecule: messenger RNA, 961 nt
Organism: Sitodiplosis mosellana (orange wheat blossom midge)
Lineage: Eukaryota; Metazoa; Arthropoda; Insecta; Diptera; Cecidomyiidae
Exons: 4
Coding region: 250-849 (199 amino acids)
Source: RefSeq, a predicted model, not a curated record
AUUUUCGAAAGAAAAUUGCAACAAAAAGAAAAUGUUCAAUAAAUGAAACAAGUAUGAAAAAUGAAAUGGAUUCGCUGUGACAUUAGGACAUUUUCAAAAUUGAAUGCUCACUCUGACGUUUGAUAUUGCAACGGACAUUUAUCUCGUGAAACAGAACAUUCUUUGUUUACUUUAUUAGCUGGAUCCAUUUAGUUGGAACAACAAGAGUCGAACAAAACAAAUACGAUUUCGUGAUUACCUUUUGCCAAAAUGAACAAUCAAGAUAUUGAAUUGCGUUUGCAGAAUAUAGUCAAUUCUGACAAAGUAGUCAGCAAGCAAUUGGCAUUCAGAACAAAACGCUUAUACAAAAAGUUGCACUUUUUAGCAAUUGCGAACAGCACAAUGUAUCAAACGAUGCAUGAACGAAAGACUCAACUCAUAAUGGCUGAAAAAGUAUUGAAUGAACACCGUGAAGUCAUAGCCUUCUUACGAGAAUCACAAGUAGAUCUUCAGAAUCAAAUUCAUCGAUUGAGGGAAAAGGUGACCGAUCUGAAAAAUCACACAAACAAAAGUGAAUCAAUCACACGAGAUGACCGAUAUGUUUACACGAAAAAUGCAUUCAAAAAAUGUAUGCUUGGCGAAUGCACAAAACUUCGAUUCCAUGAGAUCAGAACACAAAACCAUACUACUCUGAUGGGCUACGUCGCCACAGCUGACAAACUGCGUCCAUUUCAGGAGAAGAUAUCAGCAGAUUCAAAGCAAAUAGAUGAAACCACCACACUAUGGAACUACAUAAAACUGGGCAGUCCACAUCUAGAUGAGUGGAAUGAUUUAUUCUUCGAUGAAUAUGGGCAUCACACAUCAUUAUAGAUUAUAAGAAACCUUGCUAAAUUCAAGACGUUUUUUACCUUUCGAAUAUAUUUAGAUGAAGUAUUUUUGUUUAUUAAAUGCAAAAAUAAUUAUGAAAAGUAAGAAAAACGAA